Molecule: messenger RNA, 4585 nt
Organism: Neogale vison (American mink)
Lineage: Eukaryota; Metazoa; Chordata; Mammalia; Carnivora; Mustelidae
Gene: MARCHF7
Product: membrane associated ring-CH-type finger 7
Exons: 9
Coding region: 183-2381 (732 amino acids)
Biological process (GO): protein autoubiquitination
Cellular component (GO): nucleus
Molecular function (GO): zinc ion binding; ubiquitin binding; ubiquitin conjugating enzyme binding
Source: RefSeq, a predicted model, not a curated record
GGGCUUUCAACGGUGGCGGCUGGUUCUGCGCCGGAUCCGGGCGAGGGGCGGGCGCCAUUGUGCUUCUCUGCGGAGUUCUCUGGUUUAUUUAGGGGCCCUGAUCUCCGAGGAAGAAGGCGGUGGUCGCUUCGAGCAGGACGCGCCCUGUACCGUGCCAGCUCGGGAGCAGGGAAACCUUAAGAAUGGAUUCUAAACCGUCAAGGAUUCCAAGAAGAAUUUCAGUCCAACCCCCCACCUCUUUAAGUGCUAGGAUGAUGUCUGGAAGCAGAGGGAAUAAUUUAAAUGAUACCUAUCACUCAAGAGACUCUUCAUUUAGACUGGAUUCUGAAUAUCAGUCUACGUCAGCAUCAGCAUCUGCAUCACCAUUUCAGUCUACAUGGUAUAGUGAAUCUGAGAUAACUCAGGGAGCACGAUCAAGAUCACAAAACCAGCAACGGGAUCAUGAUUCUAAAAGACCUAAACUUUCCUGCACAAACUGUACAUCUACCUCAGUUGGGAGAAAUAUUGGACAUGGUUUAAAUGCAGUGUCAGAUUCUUCAUGGAGACAUAAUCAGGUUCCCAGAUCUUCAUCAAUGGUACUUGGAUCAUUUGGAACUGACUUAAUGAGAGAGAGAAGAGAUUUAGAGAGAAGAGCAGAUUCUUCUAUUAGUAAUCUUAUGGAUUAUAGUCACCGAAGUGGUGAUUUCACAGCUUCGUCCUAUGUUCAAGACAGAGUUCCUUCUUCAUAUUCACAGGGAGCAAGACCAAAAGAUCACUCCGUGAGCACUUUACAGUUGAAUACAUCAUCUACAAACCACCAAAUGCCUUCUGAACAUCAGACCAUACCAUGUUCUAGGGACUCUAGUAGAAAUUCUCUGAGAUCAAAUUUUUCUCCAAGAGAAUUGGAAUCUCCCCAAAGCAGUGCACAGCCUGGAUUUUCUUAUAUUUCAAAUAGAGAUGAAACCUCAACCAUAAGCAGUUCAGAUAGGGUUGGUUCAUCUCAAAGAUCAUUUCAAGAAUCUUCUGACAAUGAAGGUAGACGUUCAACCAGGAGAUUGCUGUCGCGUAUAGCUUCUAGUAUGUCAUCUACCUUUUUUUCACGAAGAUCUAGCCAGGAUUCCUUGAAUACAAGAUCGUUGAGUUCUGAAAAUUCCUAUGUGUCUCCAAGAAUCUUGACAGCUUCACAGUCUCGUAGCAAUGCAGCAUCAUCUUCUGAUGUCCCCGAUAAUAGGGCAUCUGAAGCUUCUCAGGGAUUUCGAUUUCUUAGGCGAAGAUGGGGUUUGUCUUCUCUUAGCCAAAAUCAUAGCUCUGAGCCAGAUUCAGAAAAUUUUAACCAGGAAUCUGAAGGUAGAAAUACAGGACCAUGGUUAUCUUCCUCACUUAGAAAUAGAUGCACACCUUUGUUCUCUAGAAGGAGACGAGAGGGACGAGAUGAAUCUUCAAGGAUACCUACCUCUGAUAUACCACCUAGAUCUCAUCAUAUGUUUAGAAGAGAAUCAAAUGAAGUGGUUCACCUUGAAGCACAGAGUGAUCCUGUUGGGGCUACUGCCAGCAGAUCACAGGCAUCUACGGCUUCGAGUAAUGCUGGUACUGGUGGCUCCACGUCAGAUUCAGCCCACAGUGGAAGAAAUACAGGAAUAACAGGGAUCCUUCCUGGUUCCUUAUUUCGAUUUGCAGUCCCCCCAGCACUUGGAAAUAAUUUAACCGACAAUGUCAUGAUCACUGUAGAUAUUAUUCCUUCAGGUUGGAGUUCAUCUGAUGGAAAAAGUGAUAAAACUAAAAGUGCACCUUCAAGAGACCCAGAGAGACUGCAGAAAAUAAAAGAGAGCCUCCUUUUAGAGGAUUCUGAAGAAGAAGAAGGUGACUUAUGUAGAAUUUGUCAGAUGGCAGCUGCAUCAUCAUCUAACUUGUUGAUAGAGCCAUGCAAGUGCACAGGAAGUUUGCAGUAUGUCCACCAAGAGUGUAUGAAAAAGUGGUUACAGGCCAAAAUUAACUCCGGUUCUUCGUUAGAGGCCGUAACCACCUGUGAACUCUGUAAAGAGAAGUUGCAGCUUAACCUGGAGGAUUUUGAUAUUCAUGAACUACAUAGAGCUCAUGCAAAUGAACAAGCUGAGUAUGAGUUUAUCAGCUCUGGUCUCUACCUAGUUGUGUUAUUGCACUUGUGCGAACAAAGCUUUUCUGAUAUGAUGGGAAAUACAAAUGAACCAAGCACGCGUGUCCGAUUUAUUAACCUUGCAAGAACUCUUCAGGCACAUAUGGAAGAUCUCGAAAGUAGGUGGAAUUUCCCCUUCCCAGAUUUGUUGAAUUUACUUUUGCAAAUUAAACCCACAAAGCAAAACCUAAUUGUAUAUUCUUUCUAUCAAAUUAGAGCUUCAUUUAUAGGCUUAAUAAUAGCAAAAUAAUUGAUUUGGGAAAGAUGGGUAGAGCAACUGACAGUUUUUUAAAAGCAUAUAUUCUUUUAAAUUCUAUUUUAAGGUAUAGGAUGUAUUUUAAUAUUUUAAAUAAAAUUUUAUUUUUGAAUGUCUUAGUUUUAGAACUUUUAAUCAAAAAGAAAACAUUCACUGGUCAAACCACACUUCUAAAUCUGUUCAAUUUUUGUGUGUGUGUCUAUGAAGUUUUACUUGCUACUCAGCUUUGUUAGAUCACUAAAGGUUUUCCCUGGGUUUGUUUGUAGUUCUAGGAAAAUAAGGAUGAAAGAUUCCUAAUUCUGAGUCUAUAACAGAAGCCAUAGUUUUUUUUUUGCUCCUUGUUCAGGUCCUCAUGGACCUUUAAUAGGCAGCCAGCUCCGCCAGCAGCUCCAAUCUCUUAAGAUCACGUUCCAGCAUUAGGACUUCUGCCUGGGCUACUAUGUGAAGGCACUUAAUGCCCAAAUCUUUACAGGCAUCUGCACAGCUUAACCUCCAAGUCCUACAACCUCCAGGGUGCUUCAUAUCAGGUGGGCACAGAUAUCAGUAGCUGUGAAACAAUCCCUGAGAAUCCAAGAUUACCGUACCUUUUGUACCUUUUCACCCAAAGCAACUGGCUCCCCACGGUCAGAUUCCAUCACACUCUUUGAAGUGCUUUAAAAUAUGUAUUCUCCACUGGAUUAUCUUCUGUACUCAUCUUCAAAACACUUGGAGUGUUACCUGUAGUGUGCAUAAUGUUUUUACCUUUAGGGUAAGCUCAGCAUCCUUUAAAGUUUGGGAAGGACUUGGUCUUCAUGGGAACCUUUUAAUGCCUUGAAUAUUCUAAGACACUGAUUUUUGUCAUUAAGUCUGUAUUGUUUUUAAGUUCUGAGAGGAUUAGAGGUUCCACCAGAUAAUGCAUUUUCACAUUUCAGUAUUUGUGAAAAUGGUAUAUAAAGGAGUAAAUGGUAUAUAAAAUGUGAAUUUAUUGGGUAUAAAUACUUUUUCUUUUAUACCUUCUUAGUUUAGAUCCCUUGUGUUGUCUAACACAACAGUCUCUUUUUUGGUAAAUUAUAAUUAAUACUUUGCCAAAUGUGAUGAUAGUGAUUUGUUUCACUGUAUAUUUUCCUCAGAUUGCUUGUUUUGUUUUUUUAAAAUUAACAUUCUCAUUUAGAAUUUAGUUUCUUAAACAUAGCAGUGUCUACUCCCAGCAUGUGAGAAAGAUGGAGGUGAAAUACACCCAAAUUCAGCUGUGAGUGACAGAUGUGGGUGCUGCAAGCUUAAUCCUAAGUACCAGAAUUUUCUUAUGUUCUAAGAGCUAGUUCUGACUGAAUUUUCUUCUCCUAUGGCUUUAAUCAAAUAGAAAACAUGAGAAUUUCCCUGAAGAGCUGUUUUAUUUUUUAGUUUGAUAUUUUCUGUGAUACAGAAAAUUUUUUUGCAUAAAAUUAAAAAAUUUUUAAGCAUAAAACUUAACUUUUUAAGUUAAGUUUUAAGACAAAAAUUUUUAAGCAUAAAACUUAACUGCAGGAUCUACUCAUUUAUGAGCUAAGUACAUGCUUGAUACCAUUUAUUAAAAAUGGACUUAAGAUCUGCAAGAUAGAUAGACUAAGGAAACUUAGGUUUCACCCAUACAUAUAGCAUAAUUUUUUUGUCAAUUCCUUUUGUUGGGUACUCUUAAAUAUUGAGUCCAGUAUUAAUACAAGAAGAGUGUACGUUUAACCUUUCUGCCCUUGAUAUUAGGGAAAUGCUGGUUGGGUGUUUAUUUUAGUGAACUUCCAUUUUUCUGAACACACAACAGUUUAUAGAAUACAUAGUUUUUUACUUAUGUCCUUCCUGUUGACAUUCCAGGAUGUGUAUUUUAAUCUUCUGAGCUACUUAAUAAUAAAUUGAUGUCAGAAACAUUGCGCAAGUGAUGUUUCUGAUAACGUGGAGGCAUAGGAAUAAUCUCAAAAAAAGGUUUUUAUUGAAUCCAAUUAUUUUAACUUGGGCUGUGUCUAUAUAAAGCUUUUUUGGCUAAAUAGAGCUUUUCUUGGCAUUGUAUAGACAGAGCUUUGAUGUAAAUUGGAAGAACACCCAUAACCUAUUCUGUGUACAUUUUUUUUCAUUCUCAUCGGAUGCAUCAAACAUGCAGCAGUAAUAAACCAGAUUCUUCUCAGGUGUGUGAGAGCACUUGCCUUAAGUUCAUUUUUUCUCUGGUGUCUGUAUCAUUAGCUACUAUGAAC